CUGUCGGGCCCUCGCCAUGGUCGGCCCUGACGUCGUAACAUAUGUCGAAUGUUUACAUGCGCUGUCUGCGGCUCGCUUCUUCCGCCCAACCCGCCAGUACACCUACGCGCUUGUACGGGUUUGUUUCAUGCGUUUCUCGGGCUCCUCGGGAGCGAGUACAACAACGACGACAACAGCCAGAGUCGGGUAGGGGAGCGUGAUCUCUGCGGGAGCAUACGCGUUGUAAAACGAGGGUGGACAAGAGCGAGGGACAAAAUUCAUUGAAGUCGCGCGAUCGCGAUCGUCGUGACGAUGGGUAGCUACGCGAGCAGAAUCGCGUCGAUGUCGAACCUGGCAGUGCACAACGUUUACCGUGGCUGUAAGCGCAAGUACAUCGAGGAGUACGACUGCGAGUCCGAGUCCGAUUACAUCGAGCGGACGCUGCACACGCCGAAAAAGAGAAAAUUGCUCACAACGGCGCAGUACAUAUACAAGACUCUGUUCCAAGAGGAGAAAGGCAGUGACAUAACUGUCCUCAUACUCGGACGCGCAUGGAGAUUGCAUAAAGUUUAUAUUAGUCAGAGUCCAUAUUUUGCUAGUAUGUUUUCUGGUUCUUGGAGAGAGGCUAAUGAAAAAGUGAUUACCAUUGAAAUCACGGAUCCUAAUAUUACGAUAAAUUCAUUGUCUGUGGUACUCGGCUCGCUGUAUCAGGAUGAAUUCAGUUUAGAGCCGAAAGAUGUUGUUUCCAUUCUGGCAACAUCUACCUUAUUUCAGUUGCAAGGCUUAAUAGACGAGUGUGUAGACAUAAUGAUAGAAACUACAAAUAGUGAAACUGUUGUAUCAUAUUAUAAUGCAGCUGUGUCAUAUGGUGUGCCUACUGUGAAAGCAGCUGCCAAACGAUGGCUGGAAGUCAAUCUAUUGGGUUACGCAUGGCGACAUCCAUCCUUUCUGAAAGAAAUCACACCGGAGCUCAUGAUGGAAUUGGUUACCAGUCCCGAUUUAGUUGUCUUGCAAACAGAGUUUUGUAUAUACAUGAUGUUACGCUUAUGGUUAUUUACACAUACGCACAUAUGUGAAGAGACAAUGAAAAUGGAUGAAUACUUUAAAAAUCGUAAAUGGACCGAGCCAUUUUUAACGACUGAAGAAGGCAAGAAGUACGCGGCACCUUUCAAAGCACUACGGAUGAAAUAUUUGCUGUUACAUGAACAAGAUGAUAAAAUCUUGUACAGUGAUAAUUUAAUACCACCAGACUGGUUGCAUAGUGCUUACAGAGAACAGUGGCUUCACUUGUUAAGAGUGGAUGGAAAUAAGGAUAGAGGUCCGGCGAAAAUGACGGAAGAGGAAUUUUCCAAAGAAUGCUUUCGGUGUGGUAGAUGUGUUGAGAAGCCAGGUGAACACAUCUGGAGAUGGAAGGCAUUCCAUUACGGACUAGAUUUACUAAUGACUUUAGAUACAACUAGCUUGCGGAUUGAAAGAAACCACAGACUAGACUGUGAGCAUAUCAAGGCAAAUCACAAAGAGCAUAAAAUAUUGAUAAAAGUCUGUCUAUUUUCACUGAAUGAACAACGUCAAGUGAAACAUGUCCAAGAUUCGCGUAUGCUGAGAUUACGUUUGAGAAGGAAUACAGAACAUGAGAUAAUGACCUUGGACAAACAGUUAUGUUAUCCCUUGUACAUAUCGGUCAACAUGCAACUAGUCACUCCACUCGCAGUAGGAGAAGAGGACACAUCGACCGACAUACUUUCGGAUACUUAGCAGUUCGAGAAUGGAAAUGGUCGAACGCUCUUCCGUCUUCCUAUCAGCAAAGAGUUUUCUUCGAUUCUGGUGCCUUUUUAAUAUCUACUAAAAAGGGCGAAACACUAAUGCGUGUAAACAAACUAACUUUCUUAAUACGCAUAAAAUAAUAAAUUUUGUAGUAUUUUCUUUUGUAAAAGGUUUUCCUACUAUGACAACUGUUCGGUAAAAUUAUAAUAAAAAUGUAAACACGUACUUUAUACGAUUUCUCAUGUAUAUACCUAUCUUCAUAAAACAAUCUUUCUCAUUUGUAUACACACCAGAAAAAAAAUUAGUUUCCAGUCAAUAAUCAUUAGGUUUGUUCUUUUUUCACAUCCUAUAAUUGAACUUCAUAGUUUAUCUUUUCUCUUUUUCAAAAAUAAAAUUUUGAACCCAGACCAAAUAAACGAGCUAUUUUUAUAACAAAUGUCAAGUUAUUAAAACUUUAAAAUUGUAUUCCAAUAUCUAGACGGAACGUUUCGAUUUGGUUCUCAUCAGUCGUCAGUUAUAAAUGAAUUAGAUUCUAAUAAAAAACUCAGAGAUACAAAAAAAUAUUAAAAGAUUUUCUUUUUCUUUCCAAUGUGAAAAGAAAAAGAGGAGAAAAAUGACCGCAAGAAGUUCAACCCUGGGGUAUAAAAAAAAACCAAGCCAUUAUCUCGUAUAUAAGUAAGAAUAUAACGUCUUGAAAGAAAUGAUAAUCUUAAGCAGACGUAAUAAUUCACACGAGGAAAUUGUCUAGGAAAUUGUAUAAUUUAAAAAAAUAUAUAUAUUUAUUUUUAUGCAAUAAUUUUUAUGAGUUGAGAGGAAAAAAAAUUAAAUGGGAAAUGACAAUAUCUUUAAACCAAGGAAUUUCAAUUUUUAUAAUACUAAAAUAAAAUGAUCAUGUCGUGCUCUUUAGAUAAUUAUUAUAACAUUGAAAUUAAAAAAAUCUAUUUUUUUGCUGAAAUUUAAAAUUAAUAUUAAAAAAAAAUUUUAUAUUCUUGCCACAAUGAGACAAUUGUUGGCUCAAUAUUCAUUUUUUUGAAGCUCUGACGUUAUUACAAAACUUAAAGAGGGAGGUGUCAUCGCGUGGUAAUUUACGCGAGGGACGCUUGCUACUUUUAUUAAUCGUUCAACACUUUAUUAUUGGCAGAAUACUCUUUCUCUCUGUACAUGAUAAAUGAUAUAUUGUAAUGUCACUCAACGAUGAUCAUUACGAGCAUAUUCAAUGAGGCUUGAGAUAUACGCAUUCUUUCGAUACGUGUCGCAGGCAACGGUAUAGUUGUACGAAAAAUCUUGGAAUGUCGCAAACUCUUUUUGUAGGAGACAAUACGCUAUACAUUGAAGUCGAUUUUUCAAUCGAUGUACUGUGUCGUUAAUUUCGCACGUAAUUUGAAAUGUGACGUUUUUUCAACGGAGAGGCCUUUUACUCCCGCUUGAAAACAGCGACCUAUAACUGAAAAACUUUCAUAUAACAAUAUAUUUAAGGUGUACGCUAAAUUUUAUAUUACAAUAAUGUAAUAGCUAUGUGUCGCUACUUUCAAGAUAUGGCAGCUAUUUUUGAUAUUAGACUGCAGACUCUGGUAUCAUCAUCUAUGAUGCAGCGAUACCCAAGUAACGCACGAUUGCUACGAUCAGAUCAAGAUGAUGUCAUCUUGAUUGAGACUUGACAAAAAAUUUCACAUGUCACUUGAGUAAUCUAUAAUAGGCAAUUUUACUUUUUUUUUCCUUUUUAAUUAAUAAAAUCGAGCGAUGGAACAUUAUCUGAUCGUUCAAUAACUACAGUAUUUUUUUUUUUUUGCUCUCAGAGAAGAUUGCGAAAUUAAUGUUCGAGCCGUGUGAGAAAUAUACGCCAUGCAUUAGCACUUCCGCUAAUAUAAUUACGAUGACUGUUCUAUAUACAGUUUUCAAUGCGAUAUAUGCGUAAUUGCAAAACAUUCUCGUGUCCUCGUACAAUUUGUCAUAGCACUUGAGAUACAACGAUUUGUCAUUCCUUUCAAAAUAUAACGAACUGCAGUCGCACAGCGACAGCGUUUCCGAUCUUUUACAACAACUUACUACGCGGCUAUUGUGUUGCGACAUGUAUCAAAAAAAUACAAGUCAAUCGUCUCAACAACAAGAACUCCACGUUUCUUCCAAUCGCGUCCGGGCUGUCCCGAACGAGAGAUCGAGUGAAAUCAAUCUCGAAACGACAAAGGAGAUCAAAGAGAGCUCUUCUUGGAAGUAAAUCUCUUACUAUCGGAUUUGCUUGUCAAAUCAGUCGCGAAAGUACGUAAAUAAGCACAUCCAUCAUUGUAGAACGAUAGGAAAAAACAUAAAAUAACGUUUGAUAGUAUUAAUACAAUUAUAAAGAUAUUUUGAUCGAGCCACGGUUAUCUUGACGCUACAAACGCUUCGAGGUAUUCUUCGAUUGAUUAAUUCAUAAAAUUCUUUAUCCCGAUUGAGCAAUUAAAUGUUUCGAAGCACUUGUAGCGUCAAGGAUCACACAGCCCUUAUUUUUAUCAAAAAAGGUUGCGUGAUCCUUGUAAUUUUUCUUGUAUGUUUAAGGAAAAAUAAAAUCAUUUUUAGAAUAAGAUUCUUUCCAAUGAAAAAAUACGAUUGAUCCUGUUAGAUGUUCUUCCGGAUUAACAUAACCGAUUUUUCACGCAAAUCCGAUAACAAAAAGUUUAUCUUGUCCUAAUUAUUUUAUAACAGGGAAGAAGGGGAGCCAUGGGCACAGGAGCGUAGGACAAUCGGUUUGAUGUUCGAGUUUAAAGAUUGCAAAUUAACGAGGAUCAUGUGAUUUUAGUGUGAAUUAUACCUCGCACUCGCGUUUACUCGAUGCAAUUGUCGUUAUCGUGCCUUUUGAUCGCAGAAAGACACUGGAAAGACGAUAUUUAUAUUAAUUAACAUUUAUAAAUUUAUAACAUCUGCGACAAUUAAUGACACGAUUGAAAUUAUUCGUUUCAUCCCUGUACCCAUGUUGACUUCUCCCUUUCUUCCAUACUUUAUUCCUCCUCGUUUCCAAUCUUAUCGAUAGCAUCACGUCCGUCACGGUUGUUGCCAUACAUUUGCGCUCUAAUAAUAAUUAUUAGCGAUGUUAUUUGUAACAACGGGUCGGUAAUGUACGUAACUAACAAUAACUAUAAUAAUAAUAAUAGUAAUAGUAGUGGUAAUAGUAACCCAGAUAAGCAAACUGUUCGCAGUAUGGUAGCAGAUUCGAUCAGAAAUUAUAGCAAAUUGGCUGACGUAAUUUGACAGCGGAACCCAAGAGGGAUCUAUCGAACGCAGAUUCUGCUGGUUCUGUCGCCAAUAUGCAAUGAAACUGUGGAAUAACUCUCUUACAAAAAUUUCAAGUUCCACUAUUGAAUUUUUACAAGCCCCGUUUGCACUAAUGUAGCUUAACUUUAAAGUUAAGCUCUCUGCGAUAUCUUUUCGUAACUCUUAGAAUUAGAAAAAGAUAGAAAGUGAGUUAAACCCAGCUUAAAGUUAAGCUAACGUCAAUUCAAAUCGAUCUAAGAUAAAUGUUAACGUUUGUUUCAUUUUAGCCAGCGGUGCGAACAUCACGUUUCUCAAUGACAAAUAUUGCUAUAAUUCUGCCAGCAUUCUGCCAACAGCGGAAUGUAUGUGCCAGAUGCUGUAUCAAAUCUAUAGCCUUUUGUGCCGACGAAAUUUGUAACGAACACUUUGCAAAAUUCGUUCUCGACUUGUUGGCUGUCUCGGGGUAGUGGCGACCGUAUCAAUGACAAUAAUGGCAACAGCAGGUGGUAACAGCGGCAUUAGAGACGAUCACUUUGCAGGGCUGCUACAGUGACAUAAUUUAUAUCGAUCAAGCGCACCUACUUCACCUAAUUUUCUUUCCGUUUUUUUUUUAGAUAAACCAUCUAUCUUCUCAUUACGUGUUAU
Messenger RNA from Solenopsis invicta (red fire ant), 5616 nucleotides. RefSeq names its product protein germ cell-less (gene gcl). The record is from RefSeq and is a predicted model, not a curated record. NCBI's taxonomy places the organism in Eukaryota, Metazoa, Arthropoda, Insecta, Hymenoptera, Formicidae. The transcript has 9 exons. Gene Ontology annotation, molecular function: protein binding. Bases 292 to 1734 code for a protein of 480 amino acids. Gene Ontology annotation, biological process: germ cell development.